GGCGCUGUUACAGCCGGAGAAAAAAACAACAAUCCAAAUCACCGAGAGGCACCAUCACCCUCACCCUCACCAUCACCGCCGUCACCGAGCCCGUUAUCCGCGCUGGAUGACCGCGGACUGUCCGGAGAGGAGCCCGGAGCCCGGAGAGCAGCAGCGCGACUUCGCAACCUGUCAAUCAUCCCGUUAGGUCGGGGGCAACAGCGCACUCAGCGGAAAAGAUGUUUUCUUUCCAUCGAGAUGAUGUCUUCAGCUUCUUCUGUCGCAUUCCAUACUCCCUGCGACCUCAUGUUGGGAAUAGACGUCUAAACUAAACAUCUUAUACCUUCUGCAGCCAACACAGCAGUCCAGCAGACCCUGCCCCAUUGCCAACUUCUGGAGAUGAUGGACAGCCCUCCAAAGCUGACAGGAGAGACCCUGAUUGUACACCAUAUACCUCUGGUCCACUGCCAGGUGUCAGGAUCGCAGCGGUGCUGUGGGAGUCCGCUGAGGAGAGGCAGCAACCCAUUCAGCUGCCCAGAGAACCUUGGCCUGAGCCGCACCACCUCGCUGCCCGAGAGAGAUGUCCUCCAGCGGGAGGCACUGGUCUACAGCAGCCUAAUCCAGACCUCCAGCUCCAGGGAUGCCUUUGAGGAUGAAGAGCUAAGGGGAGAUGAUAAAAAACGGGGAGGAGAUGGAGGUGGAGGGAGAGGCGGAAGCAUGGCUAGUGACACGUCCUCUUUCACGUCCAGCAAUUCCGAAGAUCCACCUUCUCAGGUCCUGCCAACAAAGUCAAUCCGCCGCAAUCCCUUCCUUCUGGAUGCAGAGGAUGAAGAUUACGAAGAGGAUGAGGAUGAUGAUGGCCAUAACCUGAAUGGAUACUUAGAGGAUUCUUCGUUCCACUUGCAUGGGAACUCAAAUGGGACCUUGGAAAAUGGCACAGACUUGACCCCUUUCCAUCUACAUGAGCUUGGCUAUGCUUCCGGGCCGUUCCACUUGCAUGAAUCUUUAGAGAAACCCUGGUGUUCUAACAGCCAAAGGGGGGCACCAGGAAGUAGAGCAGCUUUCGAUUUUUCCACUCGUCUUGAGGGCCUGGACUUGCUGGGACUGGACGGCCAGCGUCGUCACGGCAGCAGUGGUUCCACGCUUUCAAUGGACUGUGGAGAGCAGGAGUGGGGUGAGGAUGACGAUGACGAUGAUCAGUCGAUGCAAGGAGGUCGAGGAAGCUCAGAUUGUUCCAGUUCAAUAGCGCAGCGCUGCUCCUGCUGUGGCCUGUCCCAGCCAUAUCCCGAACCAUUUUCCGAGCCGUUUUCUGACUGCCCGCUGGGCUAUGCCAGUGAUUCUUCCUGCAACAGCUCGGAUGGUGUUCUGGUCAACUUCAGCACCAUCUACAAUAAGCUGAACAAUGGUGUCCCCGCCAAGCAGGCAGUCAAUCUCAACAACUCGGGAGAACAGUCCUGCACCUCAUCUGUGUCUGAGCCUGGUCCUGGAAUGGGCGGAACCGAGUUUAGCAGUGGGGGUGGGGCUUUUUACCUAGACUUGCACAGGUCUCCAACAGAACCUCCCCAACCCUCACUGGCCACCCAGGACACUGCAGCCCCUACCUGUUCCUCUUCUUGCCAAUACCCUGCCCAGCCACAAGGUGGCAACAUGGAGCUUGAUGCUAACUGCAACUCCUACCACAACCACCUGGGGCGCGAAGGGCUGCUGUCCUCUGAAACCUCUGCCAACGAUCUCGCUUCCUGUCUGCAGAGCCAAGCGCGGCUCGUCGUAGCCACUCAAAACUACUACAAGCUGGUGACCUGUGACAUCUCAUCGCAGUCAUCCCCGAGUCCUGCAGGGUCCUCGGUCACUAGCUGCUCCGAUGAACACAGCAAAGGAAGUCCUACUCAGCCCACUGAGUACUUCCUCUUCAGACGCACAAAAGAGGAAGAAGAAGAGGAGGAGGAGCAAACAGAAGACGCAGAUCUCACACAGCAGAGUAACGAGGAGACGGAGGCUGCUGUGGCUGAGACUGGCCCCACCCAGCCCAAUGUGAUUGAGGGACAGGUGUAUGUCAACAUCUCCCCGCCUAUGGGCGGAGCUUCGGCCGGGGCUCGCCUGCGCUCCCGCAGCUACGACCGCAACCUGAACAAGUCUCCACCUCCUCGGCUGGGCUCGCUGGAGCGGAUGCUGAGCUGCCCGGUCCGGCUGAGCGAGGGCACUGCCCCCAGCCCGCCACCUCCGCCCCGUGUCACCUCCUUCGCCGAAAUCGCGAGGAACAAGAGGCGAGGGGGCGGGGGCUCACCCUCGCAAAAGACCGCUGCCGCUGAGGCCUCAUCCUCUAGCCACUCGCACUCGUCCUCUGGAGAGUUCUCGCCCAUCUUCGAGGACCUGCCCGAGGCGCAGAGACACAGCCUGCCCCCCCUCACGCGAUGCUACAGCCAGGGCAGCUGCGACACCACCUCCCCCCACAGACUCUGGAGUGGACCGCUCACAGACUCUCCAGGGGGAGCGGGCAGAGAGGCGCGAACCAAAGCAGAAGGUGGUCUUUCCAGUUCUACAGACUCCUCCCCGGCCGUAGUCCGCUACAGUAAGGACCAGCGUCCGACCACGUUACCUAUACAGCCCUUCACCUUCCAGCACCAGUUUGGGAAGCCCCAGGCUAAACCUCUGCUCCCCCUGCUGGACGAGUACAUCAAUCACAUGCAGGCUCGUGGGGCUUCUGCUCCGGAGGGAGGCGAGGAAGACCCUGAGGAAGAUCGUGGGAGACCCCAAGCCACAUCUGCCGCAAUCAGGCCGUCUCCACUGGGCAGCUAUUCUCCUGUCCGCCUGCAGGGAGCGCCCAGCUGCUCUGGAAGCUGCUCCACAUGCUCCCCGACACCGGAGCGAUGUCCACGGCCACCGCGUUCCCUCUCUUGCCCAACGUCCGCCAGCCUGAUGGCCCACCACACCCCACCGGGUGCUCCCAAACUCACCCCGCUGCCACCAACCCCACCUCCUGUCCCUCUGGUGAAGCAAAGCCCUCUAAUAAGCCCUCUGACCACCAGAGGGCACUGUUUUCACCGCCCGGGUCUGACUACAUUACCCACGCUGCCCAGCUCAGGGCUCAGUCCAAUGGGGCAGCUGGAGCCGGCGCUGCGAGAGGAGGAGGUGAAAGUGCUUCCUGCCUGUUUAGCACAGAGACAGCAUAACGCGCACCACCUCUCUCCGCAGGCUCUGAAAUGGAGAGAAUACAGGCGUAAGAACCCUCUGGGUGUGGAGAGGUGUAGAGACUCCUCCUCUUCUUCUCCUUCUUCCUCCUCUAACGCUCUGACCAUCAGGAGGCCCGGCCCGCGCAUCCUGCGCCGCAACGUCUUCGACUUCCCCCCGUCUGGUCACUCGCUCAGCUUCGGCAGACUCAACGGGCAGUCAGUGAGGCAGCUGCAGCAGUACUACAGCGACUUCCUGCCCGAUUAUUUCUCCCAAACCGAGCGGCCGCCGGAGGAGUUCUGCCUGUCUCCUGACGCCACCAGCGAAGAGUCCAUCUCCAUCGACCUGCAGCAGAAGAGAGGACUGGUGAAGGCCAUAAACACAGCAGUGGACCUGAUCGUGGCUCAUUUUGGCACCAGUCGGGAUCCAGGAGUGAAGGCUAAGCUGGGGAACAGUUCAGUGAGCCCUAAUGUGGGUCACCUCAUCCUGAAGUAUCUCUGUCCGGCCGUGCGGGACGUCCUGCAGGACGGCCUCAGAGCGUACGUUCUGGACAUCAUCAUCGGCCAGCGCCGCAACCAGCCCUGGAGCGUGGUGGAGGCGUCCACACAGCUGGGUCCCUCUACGCGUGUGCUGCACAAUCUCUUCACUAAAGUCAGUCAGUACUCUGAACUGACCAAUCACAGCAUGAGGCUCAACGCUUUCAUCUUCGGCCUGUUAAACUUGCGAUCGCUGGAAUUCUGGUUUAACCACAUGUACACGCAUGAAGACAUUAUAGCUGCCCACUAUCACCCGUGGGGUUUCCUGCCCCUGUCCCAAGGGGCGUGUCAGCCGAUGUUUGAGGAGCUGCUGCUCCUCCUUCAGCCGCUGUCGCUGCUGCCCUUUGAUCUUGACCUCCUGUUUGAGCCUCACCAGCUUCAGAAAGGUCAGGAGCACCUGAGACGCAAGGAGCAGCUGUGCUCCGCCCGCCACAGCCUCGACCAAUCAGCUCGCUCCACCUUCCAGCUCAUGAGGGGCUGCGGAACAUUGGGGGCGGAGCCUGCACACACAGGGGUGGAGGCUAAACCAGAUGGGGUGGGGACUCAGAGAGACAGGUUUGUGCUGAGGAGAGAGGGGACGUGGCCUAGGAUGGAGGGGGUGGGGCCUAAGAGGCAAGUGCAGAGGAGUGAAGGAGCAGGUAGUGAAUCGUUGGAAGAGGGGGCGGGGCUAAUGCUGAACGCAGGUAGAAGGAGCGAGGGAAGUCGAAUGGAAGGAGGAGAGAGGAGUGCAGACAGGAUGAAAGGAGUAGGAGGGGAGGAUGGAGAGAGGGAGAGGAGGAGAGAGAGAGACGGGGAUUCGGCCAGGCUGAAGAGUAAGCAGGCCGGCUGGUGGUUCCAGCUGAUGCAGAGCUCACAGGUGUACAUCGACAACUCGGCCGAGGGCUCCAAGUUCGUCAAGUGGGAGAAGAGGAAGAAGGGAGGGGCCGAGGGGCGGAGACAGAGCCACCCUCCCCCCAGAGAGGGCGUGGUCGAGGGAGCCGAGGCCAGUCAUGAGGUGGAUGAACGGCUGGACCUACAACGGAUCAGAUUAAGCAGCGGCGCAGGGCGUAGCGCCGGAAACGGAGCUUUCGACCAAUCAGGGCCUACGUCAGGUCCUCCCUCAGAACCGCCCCGAGCGUGUAAAGGGAAGCCGUCGUGGAUGGGCAGUCCUCCGGAGUCAGUGCUGACCGAGCUGAAGAGGAGUAAGGAGAGGCAGCCGGACGGUCAGGACCCCCCGGGAGGAGCGCAGGGUCAGCCCGGAGCGGCGGCGGACGCCUCACCUCAGAACCUGCGCUGGGGUCGGCUGUUCGGAGCCGGGAACGCUGGCAGGACGGAAAAGCCUGAGCAGAAAUCAGCCAAGAACCAGAAGGGCAGGUUGCCGUCCGGCUGGCUGAGUCUGGACUGCUCUGUUUUGGAUCUGGUGGUCCAGUCGGUGGGGGUGGGGAAACGGGCUGAGCCUCACAGUGCCACCACCCACAGUCCUGAUACUCAAAACACAUGCAGCUCCACACAGGACACGCCCGUUCACCCUGACGCUAAAUGUGAGGUGAGGGCACUCUGCCACCACAUCGCCACGGAAACAGGCCACCUGAGCUUCCAUAAGGGCGACGUGCUGCAGGUGCUGGGCAGGGCUGAUUCUGAUUGGCUGCUGUGUGCUUUGGGCGACACCCAGGGUCUCGUGCCCAUAAUCUACGUCACCCUGAACAGCAAGGAGAGCCGGGGGUCUCAGGGACCACAGUGAACACUAAGCCCGUGAUCACACACGGCUCACUCGUGCACGGAUUUGGGGGCCGAAAUGACCCCAUGUGAACACGUGCACACCUACAUACACGUACAGAGUGGGAGUAGAAGGGAAUAUUACUGUAGAGUAUUGUUUAUUGGGGGGAAUCAAUAUUUGUCCAGUUCUAAUUGUUUAUCUACGUGCCUGACUUUUUGUCCAGUCUACAGGAGUAAAUCUCGGCUCUUUCGAAGGGACAGUUCAGACAAACGGAGCGAAUGGCUAACGUGGUACCCACUAUAAGGCAGCGUUCACGAGGACGUUUUGGUUUCCAUUAAAAAGACCUAUUGGUUGGUUUCAGCGUGCAGUUAGCAGGGAUUAGCCUCUCCCACAUCCUGCUCUACUUUAGUGUGACUAAUUAGGCUAAUGUCGCUAACAAAUAGUAGAACUCAGUAAUCACCCAAACAGUCAAAAUCAGAUCGGUGCAGUUAAGUAAUACUUUUUUAAUCCAACAAACGGGGAAAUUCCACCCCCAUCCGUGAAGUGAAACACCACAUACACACUAGUGAAUACACACACACACACACACACACACACUAGGGGGCAGUGAGCACACUUGC
Pygocentrus nattereri (red-bellied piranha) is the source of this 5999-nucleotide messenger RNA. It is a transcript of the gene rusc2, whose product is annotated as RUN and SH3 domain containing 2. Bases 379 to 5403 code for a protein of 1674 amino acids. The record is from RefSeq and is a predicted model, not a curated record. NCBI's taxonomy places the organism in Eukaryota, Metazoa, Chordata, Actinopteri, Characiformes, Serrasalmidae. The transcript is spliced from 15 exons. Gene Ontology annotation, molecular function: protein binding. Gene Ontology annotation, cellular component: cytoplasmic vesicle.